Molecule: messenger RNA, 240 nt
Organism: Botrytis porri
Lineage: Eukaryota; Fungi; Ascomycota; Leotiomycetes; Helotiales; Sclerotiniaceae
Exons: 1
Coding region: 1-240 (79 amino acids)
Source: RefSeq, a predicted model, not a curated record
AUGUGCACCGAAUGGGCCUGGGAAUACAAAUGCGGGCAUAGGAAGCCCGAAUCCGACGCGGUGACAAUGAGACAGAAUGAUAAUUGUCGAGAUAAUCUACCGGAGUUUUCGAGGGAGUGUAGGUUUUACAGUAUGGAGUAUACGACGUUUCAGGAGGAGUGUCCGGAGUGUGAGGCGGUGAGGGAGGAGAAGAGGAGGAGGGAGGAGAGGGAGAGGGAGGAGGAGAGGAGGAGGAGAUAG